CUCGUUUAUUCGCGACCUCAGUUUCAGAGAGAGUGAGACGUACAGAGAGAGGCGCAAAAAUGGUGAAGUUUCUGAAGCCGAACAAAGCAGUGAUAGUGCUGCAGGGCCGUUACGCGGGGAAGAAGGCGGUGAUAGUGCGAACCUUCGAUGACGGCACGCGCGAGCGCCCCUACGGUCACUGUUUGGUUGCAGGAAUAAAGAAGUAUCCUAGCAAGGUCAUAAAGAAGGACUCGGCCAAGAAGACCGCCAAGAAGUCGCGCGUGAAGGCCUUCAUCAAGCUCGUCAAUUACCAGCACUUGAUGCCCACUCGCUACACGCUCGACGUGGACCUCAAGGACGCCGUCAACCCCGAUGUCCUCAACGCCAAGGAUAAGAAGGUCACCGCCCUAAAGGAGACCAAGAAGCGCCUUGAGGAUCGCUUCAAAACCGGCAAGAACCGGUGGUUCUUUACCAAGCUCAGGUUCUGAGCUAAAUUGUACGCUUUUGUUUUCAACCGUUUUCAUUGGAUCUCCCUUUGUCGUUUUAAUUAUUGCUUUAUAAUGCUAUUUUGAGGUUAGAUUUUUAAACUGUUGUUUAAAUUUUUGCUCAAUUGAAUGUUUAAUGUGCUUGUGGAGAUUAUAAAUGGAGCUUUUAGGGAUUA
This is a messenger RNA of Vigna angularis (adzuki bean), 640 nucleotides long. RefSeq names its product 60S ribosomal protein L27. The record is from RefSeq and is a predicted model, not a curated record. Gene Ontology annotation, biological process: translation. Bases 60 to 467 code for a protein of 135 amino acids. The transcript has a single exon. Lineage: Eukaryota; Viridiplantae; Streptophyta; Magnoliopsida; Fabales; Fabaceae. Gene Ontology annotation, cellular component: cytosolic large ribosomal subunit; ribosome. Gene Ontology annotation, molecular function: structural constituent of ribosome.